UACAAGUGAUGGAAGAAGGAGAAGAGGAGCAUCGCGCAUGACGGAUUUAACCUUUGUGGACAAAAGCUAUUGUUCCUGAGCCGGAGGAGGAUUUAUUCUGCUGUGACUUACAUACUUCUUUUUCUUUCCUGUGACUCAGCUGACAGCAUGGGGAUACUGCUAUUAUUUGCUGUCUUGCAGGUGGUGACAGUCAGCCUGGUGACUGCUGGCUGCCCGGUGGUGUGUGAGUGUCCGGCGGGACCUCCGUCCUGUCCCCCAGGGGUCAGCUCGGUGCCAGACGGCUGCGGCUGCUGCAAGGUGUGCGCCGCUCAGCUCAACCAGGAUUGCCAUGAAGGGCGGCCCUGUGACCACCAUAAAGGCCUGGAGUGCAACUACGGCAACGAUGUGGGCCGUACCCAUGGCAUCUGCAGGGCAAAGGCAGAGGGCCGCUCCUGCGAAUACAACGGCCGCAUUUAUCAAAAUGGCGAGAAUUUCCGAGCUGGUUGCAAACACCAGUGCACCUGCAUCGACGGAGCGGUGGGCUGCGUGCCCCUCUGCCCCAGCCACGUGCCCCUGGCGUCCCCUUCCUGUCCCUCUCCACAGCUGGUCAAAGUACCAGGCCAGUGCUGCCUCACCAUCGACUGCCACAAGGGAACCACCGUCGUGCCCCCGGUGCACCGUCGACCCCAACCUCCAGCUUACCCGCCUUACCCCUUCAUCCCCUACCCAGCCUACCCCUUCCCGAAGCCUUACCCGAAGCCUUACCGGAAGCUGUACCCCUACAAACCCAAGAAGGAGAAGAACACCCUGGGCAACGAGCUGGUGGAGGUGGGGCGCAAGUGGGACAAGCCACGUGGAAACAAGCACCUGGCGGCCUGGAGGCAGGUGGGAGAUCAGUGCGUGGUUCAGACUACUUCCUGGUCCCAGUGUUCUCGGAGCUGCGGGAUGGGCGUCUCCUCUCGUGUUACCAACGACAACGCCCAGUGUAAGCUCAUCAAGGAGACGCGUCUGUGCAACAUCCGGCCCUGUAGCUCCAUGUCCAUCCCAGUCAAGAAAGGAAGGAAGUGCUCUCGUACCCAUAAGGCCCCUGAACCACACCGCCUGUCCUACGCCGGCUGCAGGAGCACACGUCUCUACAGGCCCAACUACUGCGGCGUGUGCAGGGACGGCCGUUGCUGCUCACCCCGUCGCACACGCACUGCCAGCGUGACCUUCGCCUGCCCUGAUGGCGAGCGCUUCAACAGGUCUGUGAUGUUCAUCCAGUCCUGUAAGUGCAGCGACGAGUGCAACCACCUCAACGAGGCCGCCAUGCCUCCUCAGCGAUGGCUCUACGGAGACACGCACAAAUUCAUCGACUAGUGGUAUCAACCCCCGCCCCCAACCUACAUUCCCCCAUAAACUAAGACAUUAACUCCCCCAUAGUGACCCCCGUUAUAGAAUAGCUGUCCUUAGUGUAUCUAUGAGUAGACGUUAGAGAGGUGCACACGUCUUUUCUGAAAGAUUAUUUGGGGAGGAAUGGGGCGAGAAGAAGGAAUCAGACCGGCGCAUCUCCACCUUGGACAGAGCAAAGUGAGCAGCCCCUGCUGUAGUGUAGAUAAGAGGUUGUGUCUGGUGUCGCCAGACUUCGACAGACUGUGAUGAAAUCUUUAUAGAUGCAACCGGCCGCCAUGUUGCUGCCAGGCACCAAGUGUCCCCUGAACUCUGAGACUUUGGUCGGGGACGCUGGAUCAAAAGCCGACGUGCUGGUGUUUCUUUUGUAGGUGGUGUGGAGCUGCAUCACAGUCACUGAGCAACAGGUCAGACUAGUCAAUAGAAAGCUGGUAUGACGUUGCUUCGGAGCCAAACAGGAAACCUGUUGGUGCACUCCGAUAAUUAGUAUUGAUAAACCAAAUGAAGACUCACGGAGAAGACUUGACAGCAAAGACUGGGAUCGUGAUGGCAGAAGAUGGAGGAGCAUCUCAGAUGUUCUCGCAGGAGUGUGGCUUGUGUCUUUUUAUGGUAUUUAUUCACUGGUAUUUAUUGUUGAGACAGACAUGAUGACACAGCGGCCUGCCACCAGGGAAGGCGGAGCUGCUAUGUUUGGAGCUUCAGCAUGGCUGAACGGGGACAAAACAGCUGAGAGCUGUCAGCCACGAGAAGGAGAGAAGGACUCCCACAGAUCCAGGGCUCGACCCUGGAGGUUACAGCAGUCAGAGAGCCGUAUCUAAUGAUGGAUGAUGAAGGCUACAGGAGAAGAGGUGUUGCAUACUAGAAAAAGAGUUGAACCUGACCGGUCGAGGCUUUGUGCGCAUUAGCGGGGGAAUAUGUCAAAGGUUGUUUACACAGCUGGACUCAUCCCCUGCCUCGCCUCCACAAGAGACUGAGAUAUUUAGCAAGCACCAGAAGAACAAGCCUGGGAUUCUGGCGCCGAGACGUCGACCGCCUAAUUCUGCGCAAAUUACAAUCCUGACUCGGAGGGGCGGCGAGAGCAAAUCAGCCACUCUCUGGUUUUGCUGUAAAAAUAAAAAUUGAAAACUGCGUGUGCUGGGGUAAACAUGUAAUUUGUGACUGGCGGGUGGAACCGCUCUGGUGCCCAAAUCUGGCCUGUAAUCGAGCAGCAUGCAGGCUCACUGACACAAAACAAUAACUCAUGCUUCCUCGUGUUUAAGUGGUGACUGUUUCUGAGAAAUGAAGGCUGCGUUGUCAGUUGACGUCACUGUCAGAGGCGGAGAGGAGCGACACGGCCCUGCAGAGGCCAAUGAGAACCUGUAUCUGAGGACAUUUUGAAAGAGGGGACUUUUGUAUUAUUCUGUAACUGUUGUAGCCAAAAUCCUUUACUAUGACUGAAGAACUUGAGCGUCUCACUCGACUGGGACACGGGUUCAAGUCCACGCACCUUAAGACAGCCUUGGUUCAUGACCUUUUAUCUCAAAGGUGACACAGAGGGACUGAGAGGUCAUUUCUAACUGAUUUUUACACAUUUUUAAGUGGGUGAAAUUAUUUAAAUCACCAUUUUAACAUUUCAAAGAUGUGUUUUCUUUCAUGCCAUAAAAUAGUGGCUUAGACAUGAUGUCAGUUUUUAUGUGAAACUGGAAAAUAUUUGCAUUUUCUACCAUCUUUCGGCUACAGUAGGCUUCCGUAGGUAAAAAACUCGAAGCCUGACAACCUUUGAACUUUACAGGUGAUUAACAAGAUGCUAUUUGCCUAUGUAGAUGCUGUGGUUUUGGUACUGUAUGUGUAGUUUUGUUAAAGGACACUAUAGAGCAGCUAUGUACAGAUGCAUUGUUACCUUUCUUUGUAGUUCUAUCUGCUGUAUAAGGGCCAAUCCGUUUACCGAGUUAUACUGAAGUAGUCCACGUAUAGUUUAGCACUGAACAGAGCAGGGUUCAGAUCCUUUAUGAGCGUUAAGUGCCAAGUUGAAAGCAUGAUGAUUGUAUGUCUUCUAGUGUACAUUAAUACCAUCUGUAAUAAUAAAGUCAUGCUUUGAAAGAUUACAUAUUGAAAUAAAUGUUCACAUGUUCCACACAACGACUUCUGUUGGAAACUGGUUGGAUUGUAAGAGUUGGAGUGAGUUCAUCAUUUCGCAUUUUCAAUAAAGACAUUUUCACUUCA
Molecule: messenger RNA, 3570 nt
Organism: Epinephelus lanceolatus (giant grouper)
Lineage: Eukaryota; Metazoa; Chordata; Actinopteri; Perciformes; Serranidae
Product: CCN family member 1
Biological process (GO): positive regulation of cell migration; signal transduction; positive regulation of cell differentiation
Cellular component (GO): extracellular region
Molecular function (GO): integrin binding; heparin binding
Source: RefSeq, a predicted model, not a curated record